Ctenocephalides felis (cat flea) is the source of this 2752-nucleotide messenger RNA. RefSeq names its product serine/threonine-protein kinase D1 (gene PKD). Lineage: Eukaryota; Metazoa; Arthropoda; Insecta; Siphonaptera; Pulicidae. The transcript is spliced from 16 exons. Gene Ontology annotation, molecular function: protein serine/threonine kinase activity; ATP binding. The record is from RefSeq and is a predicted model, not a curated record. Gene Ontology annotation, biological process: protein phosphorylation. The coding region runs from base 154 to 2694 and encodes 846 amino acids.
AAAGCAAACUUUUUAUCGUUUUAUAUUAUAUAAAGAUUACAUUAUGUUUACAAUUUGUAAACAACAUUGUGAAAUUCAUCAGUGAAUCUUAUGGAAGUUCUUUGGGAGAGAAUUUUUCUACCGUAUUAGUUUUUUCACGUAUUACAGAUUAAUAUGGAUUGCCAAGAUGUCACCUUUAUGUUCCAAUUUGGUCUAAUAAGAGAUACUGUGACAGUGCCUGUAAAAUUACUGACCUUAAAAACACUAAAAGAGUUUGCAUGUGAUUUCAUAGCUUCAAAGUUACCCGAUAAUGGUAUAAAUCGAUUAGGUGAUCGAUUAUUACUCUUCAGACAUGAAUAUAGUAGUCCAAAUUGCUUGAAAUUAAUAAACUCAGCAACAGAUAUCACAGAUGAAGCACUUGUCGAAAUAGUUCUGACACAAUUUAUAAAUAGUCGAAAUGAAUCACAGAGCAACCCUGUUCAAAAACCUCAUCACUUGGUCGUAAACUCUUAUAGAUCACCUGCUUUCUGUGAUUUUUGCGGGGAGAUGUUAUUUGGUUUAGUGCGACAAGGCCUUAAAUGUGAAGGUUGCAAUUUGAACUAUCAUAAACGUUGUGCGGUAAAAGUUCCCAACAAUUGCACUGCCACUAUCAAUCAACACCCACAACAGCAACGUCGCAACAGUCAAACCCCCUUCUGCACGUCUGGUUCACAAGGCGGCAGCAGUGGUUCCCUCAAUAGCACCACUGACGAUCAAUGCCAACUCACCAGUGCCACCAAUGACCAGAAUAUUGGAUCUGGUGCCAACCAUUUGGUGAGGAAAAUGCAACAAUUGAUGAAUGAUAUUGCGGGGUCUUUUGUAGUCCCAAGAUCAACUAAUUGUCAGAACAAUGUUGUGGCAACAGUCCAGACUGGUAGUUAUAGCAGGAUUGGCAUACCACAUACUUUUGUUCUGCACACAUACACCAGGCCUACGCAGUGCCAACAAUGUAGGAAACUUCUACAUGGUCUGUUCAAACAAGGUGUCCAGUGUCGAGACUGUCAUUUCAAUGCGCACAAGAAGUGCGUCAGCAAGGUAGCCAAGGAUUGCGCUGGAGAAAAUCCUAUUUUGCCAGAUCUUACCGAAAACUUAGAUAGCAGCAAUGCCAGUAGCGAUAGAGAUUCCUUGAUCAGAGAUGAUUUUGAUGAAAAAGAUGGACCAGCUAUAGGAACACUUGUUAAUUUUAUGGAUGAAGCAGAUGUUCCUCAAUAUCUGGGUAAUAAUACCGACAGGAUACCGGAUUAUGAUAGUGGACCUGAUAAGACUCCUUCUAUUCCUUCAAGCCUUUCUUCGGUGCCCAGCAGUGCAAACAUCCCUCUGAUGCGGGUAGUUCAAUCAGUAAAACACACGAAACGGCGCGAUGGUAGGGCCAUCAAAGAAGGCUGGCUGGUUCAUUUCACAAAUAAGGAUAAAACGAUAAGGCGACAUUAUUGGCGACUGGAUCCAAAAUCUAUAACAUUAUUUGUAUCAGACCAAGGUUCAAAAUACUACAAAGAAAUUGCUUUAAACGAAAUUAUCGCCAUUAAUCAAGCUAGGAAUUUGAAAGGAGACUUGAUGCAUUGCUUCGAGUUGCGUACCGUAAAUAUAGAUUACUUUGUUGGCCAAGACCCGAUGUUCGACCUAAAAGACGGACCGACUGAAUUGACACUGCCACCUCCUGAUAGCGGAAUUGGUGCAUAUUUAGCCAAAAGCUGGGAGACAACUAUUAGGCAAGCUUUAAUGCCAGUCACCAACACUUCAAAAUCCGAUGUAACUGGAGAACCAGAAGAAAGGAUUACGGACAUGAGUCAAUUAUAUCAAAUAUUUCCUGAUGAUGUUUUGGGAUCUGGACAAUUUGGAAUUGUUUAUGGAGGUCUUCACCGUCGUACACAACGUGCUGUUGCUAUCAAAGUAAUUGACAAACUGCGGUUUCCUACAAAACAAGAAGCUCAACUCAAAAAUGAAGUAGCAAUUUUACAGAAUUUAUCACACCAAGGUGUUGUUAAUUUGGAGAGAAUGUUUGAGACACCUGAAAGAAUAUUCGUCGUCAUGGAGAAGCUGAAAGGAGAUAUGCUCGAGAUGAUAUUAUCACAUGAAAAGGGAAGAUUGAGUGAAAGGAUCACUAAAUUUCUUAUAACACAGAUCCUAAUAGCGCUAAAGCAUUUACACAGCAAAAACAUUGUGCAUUGCGAUUUGAAACCAGAAAACGUACUCUUGUCAUCGGAUAGCGAUUUUCCUCAAGUGAAGUUAUGUGAUUUUGGUUUUGCCAGAAUUAUUGGUGAAAAGUCAUUCCGCAGAUCCGUAGUUGGUACGCCAGCUUAUUUAGCGCCUGAGGUUUUGAGAAACAAAGGGUAUAACAGAUCUCUUGAUAUGUGGAGCGUUGGUGUGAUAAUUUAUGUGAGUUUAAGUGGUACUUUUCCUUUCAAUGAAGAUGAAGAUAUAAAUGAACAAAUACAAAAUGCUGCCUUUAUGUACCCACCUAAUCCUUGGAAAGAAAUUUCUUCAGAAGCUAUUGAUCUUAUCAAUAACUUACUCCAAGUUAAACAACGCAAACGAUUAACUGUCGAUAAAACCCUGCUGCAUAGCUGGCUGCAAGAUCCUAAAACGUGGACCGAUCUUCGCAACCUAGAAAAAGAGGUUGGCGUUCGUUAUCUAACUCACGAAUCCGACGACGAUCGCUGGGAGCGAUCGACAUGACAAGCGACAGCGACUGAAACGCAACCAGAAUCUCUCAACGCGACCAACCUCAAUGAAU